CAUCCCGUCAAAAACAUUCGCCUUUCUCUAUUUGCGUUGAUGUGUGUGCUUCUUUCUGCUGCCAAACGUGAAAAUCAUCAACAAAAAAAGUUCAUUCACUUGCUAUUUCCCGAUCCCAAAUUAACGUGUCUUCUCCGAGACUGGCUUGCCUGUGGCCAAGUCCCGCCACACCCACAAACCUAGAAUAACAUGUCGAUAACCGACUUCCUGAAAGAUCUCCCCUGCCACAAUGAGGAAAACUUCUCGCUGUUCAACACGGAGAAUGGCGUGAAGACGUCCUCCAAGAGACCCUCGGUUUACAUCCCAACGGUGGACAUUCCUUCCGAACAGGUGAUAGUAACCGAGAAAAAGAAUAUUCUGCUUCGUUAUUUGCAUCAACAAUGGGAUAAAAAGAAUGCGCCCAAAAAGCGAGAGCACGGAUCCGACGGCACCAACGACACCCUCCGGAAACGACCCCGCCUGGAACUGCCCCCACGGGAAAACAACAACACGUAAAUCAAUCAUCGUUCGUUCUGUCUUGUGCCGCAUUGUCUCGUAUCUGCCAGUGAAAGGAUGUCUGUAGCAGGAACAAUUUCAAUUUCACCGAAUUAACCGAACUGGACCAUCGCCCUGUUUGUUCCGUUAGUUUUUUCUUUUUUUGUUCUUCGAACACAUCUCAAAUGCGAAUCAUUCGAUCGAUCGAAAAUAUGCAAACUCUAGGUUUAAAUGAUUGGUUUUGUUAGAAGUAAAUUGUAAAUCUUACCACACUGACUAUCGACCGGUUGAAGCAGUUUGGCGUAACGUUGCCGAAACUUGAGCAAUCAACCUUACGAAUAGUCACCGUCACUGAGUUGGUGUUCAAAUUACCGCUCUCAGUCUUUAAUUUUGAGUUGCGAUAUGUUAGAAAUUAUCUGUUCCUUAAUUCAUUUUCGUUUCUAUUCGGAUUUUUUUUUUGGGAUAAACACCAUCCUCGAAGAUUUACGAGUAAAUUUAAAUAUUACACCGACCAUAUUUAAACAAAAAAUAGCAAAAUCUACAAUCCCAACCAUCAUUCAUUAAGGGCGACAUAUCUGAAGAAAAAAAUCUGUCUUGUAUAAAACAAUAAAUGGGAUCUUUUCUUCCAUGUUUCGAAGGUGUGCAGUAACGGGAAACUUUUCUCUUUAGUUCUUUUGAAUAAAUUCUUUCAAGCUCGUUUUGAUUGCAUCUCUGUCGUGAAGAUACAGCCUGAAUAUGUUUAAGGAAUAAAAAAUAAAUGUAAAAGUAAGCCACAGGUGGUUAUAUAA
This is a messenger RNA of Aedes aegypti (yellow fever mosquito), 1262 nucleotides long. Its product is annotated as DET1- and DDB1-associated protein 1. The transcript is spliced from 4 exons. Gene Ontology annotation, cellular component: Cul4-RING E3 ubiquitin ligase complex. Bases 190 to 495 code for a protein of 101 amino acids. NCBI's taxonomy places the organism in Eukaryota, Metazoa, Arthropoda, Insecta, Diptera, Culicidae. The record is from RefSeq and is a predicted model, not a curated record. Gene Ontology annotation, biological process: positive regulation of proteasomal ubiquitin-dependent protein catabolic process.